Messenger RNA from Durotheca rogersii, 2444 nucleotides. RefSeq lists its product as uncharacterized. NCBI's taxonomy places the organism in Eukaryota, Fungi, Ascomycota, Sordariomycetes, Xylariales, Xylariaceae. The record is from RefSeq and is a predicted model, not a curated record. Bases 242 to 2257 code for a protein of 671 amino acids. The transcript is spliced from 9 exons.
CGCAGACAGGACCCGGUUCCUCCCCGGCCCAUACAUAGGCUGGGCACCAUCGCAACCAUUGACCCAUUCGCCAUCUCCAUAUAAUCCCAGGAGGAGCCUCUUUUCUUGGCCUCGACUUUAAUUUAUCUCCCUCACCGUCCUUCUCUCGCCUCUCACAACUCUCUCCUCGAUCCCCCGAGGGAGACGGCUUGCGAAGUCGUCCGCGGCAUCUCCAAACGAAAAGUCAGAGAGAGAGCAAAAAAUGACCCACCCAGAUCUCGACUACUCCGGCCAGCGGCUGCCGCUGGUGGGCUCGCGAGUGGUCGAGUCUGAGGUGUCGGGACUCCGCGUCGUCCCCGGGCACCGCGGCCACGGCCACGAUGGGGGCCAGCAAGAGAACGCGCCCGGCGAUUCUCCCGAGUUCCUGAAGACCGAAGCUGCUACCAAUUUCGAGUUGUUUUAUGACCUGUGGUUCGUGGCCAACCUGAACGUGUUCACCAGCAUACACGACAUCUCCAACUUUGAGCGGUUCACCUCUUUCAUCGGGUACAUGGUCCUGCUGUGGACGACGUGGCUGCUGACGACGCUCUACGACGUCCGGUUCACGGCGGACAGCGUGUGGGAGCGCUGCUGCAAGGCGGUGCACCUGGGGGUCAUGAUCGGGUUCGCCGAGAUCGGCACCAACUUCGAGCCGGACAACCAGAUCGUGUCCGUCUUCCGGACGAUGGCGCUCUUCCUGGCCGUCUCCCGCUUCGUCCUCUUCCUGCAGUACGGCGUUGUCUUCCUCCAGAUCCGCAAGUACGCCCACGGCAAGUGGCCCAUGUUCCUAACCGCCACCCUCCACCUCUGCACUGCCGCCGUCUACUUCGGCGUCUCCUUCCGCUACAACCUCGGCAAGAGCAGCCGCGUCUUCCUCGUCUGGUACAUCGGGGGCGUCGUCGAGAUGGCCAUGCACCUGUCCAUCUCCCAGCUGUCCCACGUCCUGACCUUCGUCCACACGCACUUGGGGGAGCGCUUGAAUCUUCUGACGCUGGUCAUCCUCGGAGAAGGCUGUAUCAUUCUCGCGAAGAGCGUGACUCUGCUCGUGAAGGACACCUAUGUCAAGGAUCACACGACAACCUUAUGGAGUCCGUCCCUCAUCGGUCUCGUCACGUCGGCUACUGCCUUGAUCUACAUAAUCUUCCAGCUGUACUUCGACUGGAUGCACGACGAGCACUCCAUGUCGAAACGGCAUCAAGUGUGGUGGGCGGCUUUGCAUUUGCCUUUCAACAUCGCGCUCGUGCUCCUCCUCGAGGGCGCCAGCCAGUUCAUCGUGUGGGCCCGGAUCGCGGAGUCGACGCGGGCGGCGAUCGCCAAGGUGGUGGAGGUGCAGUACACGCUCCCGGAGCGCUUCACGUCGCAGCAGAUCUCGGACGCGCUCGCCGGCGUGGUCGAGCCGUUCCUGAAGAAGUACCAGCCCUACGACGUCCUCGAGACCUGGAACGACGUCCACGAGAUAUUCGACAACAUCGCCGACAUCCCCAACUCGUUCUGGGAGCAGAACCUGCCCUCCGACGACCCGCUGGCCGUGCAGUGGAGGGACGACUUGUCCGAGCUGGUAAACACCAUGGUGAAUGCCGUGUACAACGCCUUCGAUAUCAAACCAGAGGGCAGCAAGGACAAGGGGCCUAAGAGCGAGUACUGGCAAUCCGAAGCUACCAUGGAGAUCGCCCGGAGGUUUAUUCUUGUUUACAUCUACUCUUUCGCCUGCGCAGGCAUCGUCAUGCUCUUCAUGACGAUCAUGCACGUCAUCUCGAAGCGGAAGGGGUGGUCGCCCUUCAACAUCUUCCGGACCGCCGUGUGCAUCUCCAUCGCCCUCAUCCUGUCGCUGCUCACCGUGAUCGCGGCCAACCGGGACGCCGUGAUCAACAAGACCAAGGAGUACACCGCCUUCGUCGGCAGCGUCUGGAUGCUGCCCGUCAUCACCAUCUUCUACUUCGUCGCCCUCGUCCUGACCCACGUCCCGCACCCGUCCGGGUUCUGCACCGGUGCGUAUAAGCGGGGCGCGUAUAAGGAGGUGGCGGCCCACAGGGAGAAGCCGGUGUCGGCGGCCGUGCCGCUGAGGAUUCCCCUGGGGGAGUACGAGGGGGCCCGAGGACACAACAUGGUAUCGCCCCCUCCCGCGCCGCCCCAGUACGAGGAACACAGAGUCCGGCCCAUAUCCGGAAACCCUAGUGGUGGGAAUCGGCACUAUCCGGCCAACCGACACCGAGAGGCCCGUAGGGAGCAACGGCGAUAGCCUCCCGGCGAGACGGCGACGGUGACUCUGAGACGGAGUAGUACCAUUGACACACGUGAUGCCGAAGCCCUGCGAGUGGGCGGGCUUGUGGAAGUUGAGGGCCCCUAAUACUUGGUUUUGAGCGGGAGGGUUUCGAGCAUGGCGUUGGAGGAUUGAGGCAAUGCGGGCAGUUCACGCACCUAGACCA